CAUUGUAUUGUUUGCUUUGCUUCAACGCAACGCUAGUGAAUUUGUUUUGUGUGAAUUAUUUUUUUCCAUUUGCCGUAUUAUUUUCCGUAAAACGCUUGAAGCGUGCACAUCGCAGGAGCUGGUUUCUUUUUGUUUACAUAUUGCGUCAGUUAUAUUUUGGUUGGAGCUAAAUGGCGGAAGCAGAACAAUACAUUAAAGACAUACAACGCGAGUACGUUGAUUUCUUGGACGAUGAGGAGGAUCAGGGCAUUUACUCAGGGCAUGUCAAAGACAUGGUUGCAGAGAAAAGUAGGCGCCUCAUAGUGAACAUUAAUGACUUGAAGAGAAAAAAUCCCCAACGUGCCGUGGGAUUGUUAAGCAAUGCCGCUGAUGAGCAAUUGGCAUUUGGCAGGGCGUUGAAGGAGUAUGUUUCCACUGUGGAUCCAAGCUACGCCAAGGAGCACGAGGAAUUUUUUGUGGGGUUUGAGGGUUGUUUUGGAAAUCGCCAUGUAACCCCUCGUUCCCUUACAUCAAUGUACUUGGGAAAUAUGGUUUGCGUGGAGGGUAUCGUGACAAAAGUUUCUCUCAUCCACCCUAAAGUUGUGCGCUCUGUCCACUACUGUCCGACUACACGAAAAGUUUUGGAACGCAAAUAUACCGAUUUUACUUCAUUUGAGGCUAUGCCUUCUAGCUCUGUGUAUCCAACCAAAGACGAAGAUGGCAAUUUACUCGAAACUGAAUAUGGACUUUCGGUUUAUAAGGAUCAUCAGUCAUUGACCAUACAAGAAAUGCCAGAGAAGGCGCCUGCUGGCCAAUUGCCGCGAUCAGUGGAUAUAGUUUGUGACGAUGAUUUGGUAGACCGUUGUAAACCUGGUGAUCGUGUGCAAAUUGUUGGGAGCUACCGCUGCCUCCCUGGAAAGUAUGGCGGUUAUACUUCAGGCACUUUUCGCACCAUCUUGCUGGCUAAUAACAUAUCCCUCCUAAGUAAGGAAAACAAUCUGGACAUUAGUCGUGAAGACAUUAUUUUAUGUAAGAAGUUGGCUAAAAACAAUGACAUUUACGAAUUGCUUUCCAAAAGUUUGGCGCCUUCUAUACAUGGCCACACAUUUGUGAAACAGGCAAUUCUUUGCCUUUUACUCGGUGGAGUGGAGAAAUUGUUGCCCAAUGGCACACGUUUGCGUGGUGACAUUAAUGUCCUGCUGAUCGGUGACCCUAGUGUAGCAAAAUCACAAUUGUUGCGUUACGUUCUGAAUACAGCACCUCGAGCCAUUCCUACUACUGGUCGCGGAUCUAGUGGUGUGGGUCUGACAGCUGCCGUCACAACUGAUCAAGAGACAGGAGAACGUCGUUUGGAAGCUGGUGCUAUGGUUUUAGCUGAUCGUGGUGUUGUUUGUAUCGACGAAUUUGACAAAAUGAGCGACAUUGAUCGUACUGCCAUUCACGAAGUUAUGGAACAGGGGCGUGUAACUAUUUCAAAAGCUGGUAUCCAUGCUUCGCUGAACGCUCGUUGCUCGGUGUUGGCUGCUGCCAAUCCUGUCUAUGGUCGCUAUGACCAGUACAAGACGCCUAUGGAAAAUAUCGGUCUUCAAGAUUCUUUGCUUUCUCGUUUUGAUUUGCUUUUUGUUAUGUUGGAUGUUAUCGAUAGUGACAUUGAUCAAAUGAUUUCCGAUCACGUUGUGCGUAUGCAUCGAUACCGCAAUCCCAAGGAAGCUGAUGGAGAGCCACUUUCCAUGGGAAGCACCUAUGCUGAUUCACUAUCGUUUAGCACCAAUGGAAAUGAGAAAAAAGAAACUGAUGUUUAUGAAAAGUAUGAUGCAUUGCUUCAUGGAAAGUCUCGUAAGCGACACGAGAAGAUUCUAUCUGUGGAAUUUAUGAGAAAGUACAUACAUAUUGCCAAGUGCAUGAAACCAAAAUUGAGUGAGCAGGCUUGUGAAGCCAUAUCAAAUGAAUAUUCUCGUUUGCGUUCGCAGGAAAGCGUCCAAAGUGAUGUAGCCCGUACACAACCUGUAACAGCUCGUACUUUGGAAACUCUUAUUCGUUUAUCCACUGCCCAUGCCAGAGCUCGCAUGUCUAAGACAGUAACGGCCGAUGACGCUCAAGCCGCAAUCGAGCUGGUGCAGUUUGCAUACUUCAAAAAAGUUUUGGAAAAAGAGAAGGGCAGUAAACGUAGACGAGCUGAUGGUGGAUCUUCGGAUGAAGAGGCUGAUACCGAGAAUGCAAGCGAGAGAUCACCAUCUCGCCGCAGUAAACGCACGCGAGUAGAAACAACACAAGAUCCCGGUGUAGACAGUGAUGAUGAAAUUGAAACCCCACAACCGGAUGCUGGUGAUUUGACACGUCGCGAUACUCGCCGGUCAUUGCCUGCCAAAAAACCCGCCACAAAUGGUAUAACACAGUCCGAAUCGCAAACUUCAAUGGAUACAACUUCUGCUUCUGCCUCCACUCCUGCAUCUAUAACGGAUGCCCGGUUGGGCGUAUUUAAGAAUAACCUUCAACGCCUCUUCCGUGAAGCCCGCGAACAAAGUCUCUCCUUGGCUCGCAUUACAGCUGCAAUCAAUGAGAACAAUGUGGAGCCAUUUACUGAUGGUGAAAUAGAGGCAGCUGUAACUCGUAUGACAGACGAUAAUCAAAUUAUGGUAGCCGAUGGCAUUGUUUUCCUUAUUUAAAUUUAGAGCUUAAGAGGUUGCAUUUUUUCAUUCAAUUUAUAUACAUACACACAACUGUAAAGCCGAAUACAUUUGCCACAAUUAUUUUUAAUAUUACCACGUAUUUUUAUAAUUACUCCGUUACUUGUUUUGAAGCAGUUAUUCCCAAUGGUUUUAAUAAAUGAUAA
Molecule: messenger RNA, 2812 nt
Organism: Stomoxys calcitrans (stable fly)
Lineage: Eukaryota; Metazoa; Arthropoda; Insecta; Diptera; Muscidae
Gene: Mcm3
Product: DNA replication licensing factor Mcm3
Exons: 2
Coding region: 171-2645 (824 amino acids)
Biological process (GO): DNA strand elongation involved in DNA replication; mitotic DNA replication initiation; DNA replication
Cellular component (GO): MCM complex; nucleus
Molecular function (GO): single-stranded DNA binding; single-stranded DNA helicase activity; ATP binding
Source: RefSeq, a predicted model, not a curated record